Molecule: messenger RNA, 1230 nt
Organism: Pteronotus mesoamericanus
Lineage: Eukaryota; Metazoa; Chordata; Mammalia; Chiroptera; Mormoopidae
Gene: ADORA2A
Product: adenosine A2a receptor
Exons: 2
Coding region: 1-1230 (409 amino acids)
Biological process (GO): G protein-coupled adenosine receptor signaling pathway; adenylate cyclase-activating G protein-coupled receptor signaling pathway
Cellular component (GO): plasma membrane
Molecular function (GO): G protein-coupled adenosine receptor activity
Source: RefSeq, a predicted model, not a curated record
AUGGGCUCCUCGGUGUACAUCGUGGUGGAGCUGGCCAUCGCCGUGCUGGCUGUCCUGGGCAAUGUGCUGGUGUGCUGGGCUGUGUGGCUGAACAGCAACCUGCAGAACGUUACCAACUACUUCGUGGUGUCACUGGCGGCAGCCGACAUCGCAGUGGGGGUCCUUGCCAUCCCCUUUGCUAUCACCAUCAGCAUAGGGUUCUGUGCCGCCUGCCACAGCUGCCUCUUCUUUGCCUGCUUCGUCCUGGUCCUCACACAGAGCUCCAUCUUCAGCCUCCUGGCCAUCGCCAUUGACCGCUACAUCGCCAUCCGCAUCCCACUCCGGUACAAUGGCUUGGUGACCGGUGCAAGGGCCAAGGGCAUCAUUGCCGUCUGCUGGGUGCUCUCCUUCGCCAUUGGCCUGACGCCCAUGCUCGGCUGGAACAACUGCGGGAAGCCGAAGGAGGACAGAAACCACUCGCAGGAGUGCCGGGAGGGCCAGGUGGCCUGUCUCUUUGAGGACGUGGUCCCCAUGAACUACAUGGUGUACUACAACUUCUUCGCUUGUGUCCUGGUGCCCCUCCUGCUCAUGCUGGGCAUCUACCUGCGCAUCUUCCUGGCAGCCCGGCGGCAGCUGAAGCAGAUGGAGAGCCAGCCUCUGCCGGGGGAGCGGACUCGGUCCACGCUGCAGAAGGAGGUCCAUGCGGCCAAGUCGCUGGCCAUCAUUGUGGGGCUCUUUGCCCUCUGCUGGCUGCCCCUGCACAUCAUCAACUGCUUCACCUUCUUCUGCCCUCAGUGGGGCCACGCGCCCCUCUGGCUCAUGUACCUGGCCAUCAUCCUCUCCCACUCCAAUUCCGUUGUGAAUCCCUUCAUCUACGCCUACCGCAUCCGUGAGUUCCGCCAGACCUUCCGAAAGAUCAUCCGCAGCCACAUCCUGAGGCAGCGGGAGCCCUUCAAGGCAGGUGGCACCAGUGGCCGGGCCUUGGCAGCUCACAGCAGCGAUGGAGAGCAGAUCAGCCUCCGCCUCAAUGGCCACCCUCCUGGGGCCUUGGCCAACGGGAGCGCCCCCCAUCCUGAGCGGCGGCCCAAUGGCUACGCCCUGGGGCUGGUGGGUGGAGGGGGUGCCUGUGAGUUCCAUGGGGACACGGGCCGCCCAGACGUGGAGCUGCUCAGCCACGAGCUCAGGGGAGCAUGCCCAGAGUCCCCUGGCCUCGAGGGCCCCCUGAGCCAGGAUGGAGCAGGAGUAUCCUGA